AUGCUCCGCACCUGCUGCGUGUGCGACCGCCCGGCCUCGCUCGUGUGCGAGCGCUGCGAGCGCGAGGGCGUCGCGAUCCUCUUCUGCGCGCUCGACCACCAAACGCUCGUCUGGCCGGUGCACAAACACGUGUGCGGCCGCCGCAAGGCCAACCCGCUCCGCCUCCCGGACCUCUCGAACGACGAGCUCGACCACCUCUUGUCGGUCAUCGACCUUCCGCUCUCCUGGCCGGUACCAGCCAGUCAGAGACGGUCUGUCGCUUUCGAGGCGACGAUCGCGAGCUCGGUCGAAGCCAUCGUCAAGCUCGACAUUGGCGAGUUCGACACGACUGGCAUCAACAUGCUGCGCGGUACUGCGCCUCGCACCAAGAUCUAUCCGGCCCUCCUCGGCGCCACUCGUACGCAGCUCUCGCUCGCCGCCACCAACAGCCGUCGCUACGUGGACGCUUUCAACACGUCGUCGCUGUGGCACCACGUCUCUCGCGCCAUCGACCUCGUCCACCGCAACACGACCAACCUUCCCGCCGCCCUCGCUCUGGCCUGGAGCCACCAAGCCGCCGUCACCUUGUUCCUCGCCUCGAGGUGCCCUGAGCGCGACGUCUCGCCCGACCCGGACGCCGUCGGGCUCUUCCAGCACGCCUACACGCACCUCCUGUCGCUCCUCGCGGCGUCGGACGUCCGCUUCGGCGAGGUCGGGAGCGCGUCGAGCGACAAAAAGACCGCCGACAGGGUCGUCGACGAGCUUGACUGCCUCGUCGAGUUUGUCGGCGCGCCUGCAGCGGCGACGGAGGACGUCGUCGUCGACUUCAGUGCGUGCUUGAGGGACGUCGUCAGGGUGAGCAGGGCGGCCGAGGGGCUGUAG
Rhodotorula graminis WP1 is the source of this 861-nucleotide messenger RNA. RefSeq lists its product as uncharacterized. The transcript is spliced from 3 exons. Lineage: Eukaryota; Fungi; Basidiomycota; Microbotryomycetes; Sporidiobolales; Sporidiobolaceae. The record is from RefSeq and is a predicted model, not a curated record. Bases 1 to 861 code for a protein of 286 amino acids.